UGAAAAAUAUACAAUUUAUUUUUUUGUUUUUUCCAACUUUCCUUGAAACAAUUAUGUUACAGUACUUCCCCACCGCUCCAUAAAAUGAAGCAACUUAAGCAAUCUUUUCACUCUUCCUUUCAACAAAAAGCAUCAAAAGUUUAAUCCAAAACCUCGAAAUGGCGUCCCAAACCGACGACGACGACAUAACCUGCCGAUUCCGCUUCUUCCAAGUCCACAAAGACGGCCGAGUAGAAUUAUUCUACCAUUUCUAUCCCCAUUCCGAUCCCAACAUCCCACCGUCCGACGACCCUUCCACAGGAGUCCGAUCAAAAGACGUCACAAUCUCAUCCCACUCACCGGUCUCGGCCCGAAUCUACCUUCCCAAAUCGGCCAAACCCGACCGGAAACUCCCCCUCCUGUACAUCCACGGCGGCGGUUUCUGCAUGGAGUCCGCGUUCUCUUCCACCUACCACGGCUUCGUCAGCAACCUCGUCGCCGAAGCCAGCGUCAUGGCCGUUUCGGUCGAGUACGGCCUCUUUCCAGAACGGCCAAUCCCGGCUUGCUACGACGAGUCGUUUAUAGUCCUCCAGUGGAUCGCUUCCCAUUCCGAUGGAAACGGACCCGACGCUUGGCUAAACGACCACGCGGAUCUCAAGCGGGUUUUCAUAGGCGGAGAUAGUGCUGGAGCGAAUAUUACGCAUACGGUAGCUUCUCGGAUCGGGUCGAACGGGUUGGGGGAUGUGAAAGUGGUCGGGUUGAUCAUGGUCCACCCGUUUUUCGGAGGAAUGGAAGAUGAUGACAUGUGGAUGUAUAUGUUUCCCGGGAAUACAGGGUUGCAGGAUCCGAGAUUGAAACCGGCCACAGAGGAUCUAGCAGGGCUUGCUUGUGAGAGGGUUUUGGUGUUUUUGGCGGAGAAAGACCAUUUGUUGGCUGUUGGGAAGAGUUAUGUUGAGGAGUUGAAGAAAAGUGGAUGGAAUGGUAGUCUUGAGGUUUUUGAGUCUUUGGGAGUCGAACAUUGCUUCCAUCUGUUUCAACCCAAUUCAGAAAAUGCUUUGGAUUUGGUUAGUAAGUUUGCUUCUUUUCUUAAUAAAGUUGUCUAAAUGGAUUUUGGUCUAUUUUAAAUGGCAGUGGAAGGUAAUAAAACUGUAUUUUGCA
Molecule: messenger RNA, 1137 nt
Organism: Ziziphus jujuba (common jujube)
Lineage: Eukaryota; Viridiplantae; Streptophyta; Magnoliopsida; Rosales; Rhamnaceae
Product: probable carboxylesterase 12
Exons: 1
Coding region: 159-1082 (307 amino acids)
Molecular function (GO): hydrolase activity
Source: RefSeq, a predicted model, not a curated record